AUGUGUCCAUCUCCCAAGACCCCCAAGACCUCCCGAAGCUCCUCUUUAAAAGGACUACCCCCUUUCAUUAUAGGAGGAGCCGUAUUCAACUACCAAUACCACUCCAAUCCCAAUUCACUACCAGUGCAAGAUAUCUUACGCCACGCAUUUGAAUUAGGCUACAAUGCCAUUGACACAUCGCCAUACUACGGACCUUCAGAAGAGAUUUUGGGCCACGCAUUAUCAGAGUUAAACGUACCGCGUGAAUCGUAUUAUGUAUGCACUAAAGCAGGUCGUAUCAAACUCGAUGAAUUUGAUUAUUCACGAGCACUGGUGCGUCAAUCAGUGUUACGGUCCUUGAAACGAUUACAAACGACGUAUUUGGAUUUGGUGUAUAUGCAUGACAUCGAAUUUGUCAGUGCUGAUGAAGUGAUUGACGCAUUGAGGGAGUUACAAAGUUUGCAAAAUGAGGGUGUUGUGAAAAACAUUGGUGUUUCUGGAUAUCCUAUCCUGUUCAUUUACGAGGUCGCCAUGAAAUGGAAACAGCUUGAAGGAACGCCGUUGGAUGCAGUAAUGUCGUAUUGUCAUGGAUGUAUUCAGAAUAACAUCUUGUUUGACUACGACUCUAAAUUGGCAACUGACGCUGGGGUGGACAAGAUUAUGAAUGGCCUGAUCUUAUCCAUGUCAUUAUUACGGUCUGAACCUACACAUGCAUUCCAUCCAGCAUCACCACAAUUGAAGGCAAAAGUGGAUGACUUGGCACAUCAAUUGAAACUGGACAAUGGGGUGGAGUUGGCUGAGUUGGCGACAAAGUACGCAAUCAAUGAAUGGAUCGUUAAGAGAGGGCAAAGUAUUGUGUUGGGGGUUUCCAAUUUACAUGAAUUGAACGUAGCUAUAGAAGCAUAUGAGCAAUUGACAAGGGAUGGGAUGGUUGAAUCAGACGCAAAGUUGAUUGAGCAGUUCCAAGCUGAUUUGGGUGAGCACUUUAAUGAAAGUUGGUCCAGUGGCCAUUUCCCAAACUAA
This is a messenger RNA of Lodderomyces theae, 1002 nucleotides long. Its product is annotated as D-arabinose 1-dehydrogenase (NAD(P)(+)). Gene Ontology annotation, cellular component: cytosol. Gene Ontology annotation, biological process: dehydro-D-arabinono-1,4-lactone biosynthetic process. Bases 1 to 1002 code for a protein of 333 amino acids. The transcript has a single exon. NCBI's taxonomy places the organism in Eukaryota, Fungi, Ascomycota, Pichiomycetes, Serinales, Debaryomycetaceae. The record is from RefSeq and is a predicted model, not a curated record. Gene Ontology annotation, molecular function: D-arabinose 1-dehydrogenase [NAD(P)+] activity.